AUGGCUAGUAGUGGACUAUCAGCAGGAGAUAGGACUCCACCCGAAUGCCCCAGACGUAUCCGUCAACGUCCCAGAUAUUUAGAUGCUUAUGAAGUUGAUUUGCCCCCUAGCCACAACUUUGAACAGUCACAUGGAGGCAGUACUAGAAGCCUUAUUCAGACCAGGCCCCGCAUGUUCGAUCUACCUAUUAACCGUAGCAUGGAUAAUAUACACAAGAUAGGUGUCAGUCCCUCUUUACGAGCUAAUGAGCUAUACAAGGCUGAUCCAAUGAACAUGUUUGACAUGAAUGAUAAGGAGCUCCUCAGACCCAGAACACCUACCCCGCCAGGAAGCCCUGACUCAGUGCGUUAUUCUACAUCAGGGAAAACUAACAACAAAGAACUAUUAGAGCUAUUUAAACUGCAGAUGGCGACAACAGAGGAGGCUACACGCCGUCUAGAGGAGGCGGCUAUACAAAGGGAACAACUGCAGGCUAAGAUGCAGAUGGAGAGGGAACGCUUACAAGCAGAGCAACAGGUGGUGCUAGCCAGGCAGCAAGCUGAAACCAUAGCAGCGUUAGCUAGACAACAGGCUGAGUUGCAAGCUGAGAGGGAACGCCGACAAGCUGAGAGAGAGAGUGCACACACCCAGGCUCUGGUAGCGCUAGCUAAACAGAACGAUGAAGCUGCUAGACAGACUAUCCAGUUACUUACCGAGGCCUAUCAGAGUCAAUCCGCACGCCCCUCCGCCCGAUCUUCCAGGCAGUCCUCACGCAGAGAGUCGAGACAACACUCCCCAGCUCGUCUGAGCCAAGCUGUAUAUGGCACUAAGGCAGAACCCAUAGAGGUAGCUAUACAGCUAUCCAACAAGCUACAAGCACUAGACGAUGAAAUGCGAGAUCACGCAAAGUUCCCAGCUCCCCAUAUCUCCUCUGCCUACCAAGGAGACCGAGAACCUAUUUACAGCAUACCUGCACAGUUGAGCCAACCGCCUCCCCCCCUAGAUGGACACGGCACAGUGACCCCUCCUCCAGCAGCUAGCUCACAACCCCAACCUGGUUUGCAGAACUACGGACCCUCUAACCAAGGUCAGCCGUUCUCACCAUUGAUUAAUCAAUAUCCUAGUUCUCCUGUCCAGUUCGCCUCUCGACCAGCAGCCAUCUACGGAGUAGAAGAGCCGACCUUUCCUGAUUUCACUAAAGAGGACAGGUCCCAGUAUACAGAGCUACGCAUGUGCUUGGGAACCCUGCUCUCUCCAUCCCAAGAUGAGCGUUAUAAAUAUGCCCUCCUGCUGAAACAUGUCAAGGUUCCUCGGGCCCAUAAUAUUGUAUUAGCACAUGCACACUCCACUACCCCUUACUCCGAUGCAUUAGCAGAUCUUGAUGACCGCUACGGGCGAACAUGGGACUAUGUCCUCCAAGAGAUGAGGGACAUAGAGAAACUUCCUCCAGUCAAAGAUGACCGGACCCUUGACGACCUAUCUGUACGAGUACAAUCUCUAGUAGGCAUGCUCCAGUCCCAGCAGGAGAAAGGAAAUCAUGAACUCCACGCCAGCUCCAAUGUAGAGCGCAUCCUCGACAAACUUCCCAAGUUCAGACAGGAGAGAUUUAGGCGUCAACGAAACUACCUCCACGCACCUCAGCACGAGUUGUCCCUGAUGGACCUCUCCACAUUCUUAAGGAUGGAAGUUCGGAGCCUCAGAUUGGACCCCUCCCUACGGGGCGGCCCAACCCCAGGAGAUGUAGGAAAGAAGAGCAGAGGUCAUGGGAAACCAACUACUGUGAUGCUUCAGACAGAAGACUUCAAGCCGAAACCGACCCAGUCAGCCCAUAAGAAAGAACCUUCCACUCCGAACAAGAGCAAGGUGAAACCUCACUGCCCCUUCUGUGAUAAAGAGCACUGGCUACAUGCCUGCGAAGACUUCACCAAGAUGAACAAAGAGCAGGCCACAGAGUGGAUCAAAGUCAAUCGGCGAUGCUGGAGGUGUGCCCGCCAACACAAAGCGUCAGAGUGCAACCUUAAGAAGAGGUGUAGGCAAUGUCAAGCUACCCACCUGACCAUCCUGCAUGAUGUUAAUCGCAGAGAAACGCCUACUGAGUCAACGGCCGAGGUACACUACAUCGACCCAGCAAAGAGCGGAAGCUCCAGAGUGAUGUUGAAGAUAGUAAGAGUCCUCCUACGCUACAAGGAUAGAGUACUGGACACCCACGCUGUCCUUGAUGACGGCUCUGAGAGAACACUCUUACUUACAUCUGCUGCAGAGGAACUGGGAAUAAAGGGACGGGAGGAGAAGUUGAACCUCCGCACUAUCCGUCGAGAUCUAAAGACCAUCAAGGGUGAGAGAGUCGCUUUCACCAUAUCCCCUGCUGACCAGCCAAACAAACAGUAUCCAGUGACCGACGUCUUCACUAGCCAACAGAUUGGUCUGUCUCAGUACGAUUAUCCUAUCGAGCAACUCAAAGAGAGGUUUGAGCACCUGCGACGCCUACCGGUACCACUAAUUGAUCAAGUCCACCCAACCCUCCUCAUCGGCUCUGAUCACACCAACCUUAUCGUCCCUGUCAGUGCAGUAUAUUUUGGGCCCCGAGGGUGUCCAGCAGCCGUUAAGACAAGAUUGGGUUGGACUCUCCAAGGUCCAUUCAACUCUCCCCGCAAUAGAAUAGCACCAACCUGCUGCCUGUACAGCAAAGUCACCUCUGCCGACGCCACUCUGCUGAACCACGUCGAGCGCCUGUGGCAACUGGACGUUCUUCCCUUCUGUAAUGAGAAACAGAUGGUGCGCUCCAAGGAGGAUAAGUACGCCGUGACACUGCUUGAGCAGAAGACCAAGAGGAUAGACGUCAAGGGAGUACAGAGGUAUGCCACUCCACUAUUGAGGAGAGAAAACAUGCCGACUUUGCACGUAUCCAAGGAAGUAGUCAGCAACUACCUGAGGAACACAGAAAGACGGCUGGCCAAGGACCCGCAGCAAGCAGCAGUUUACCGAGCUGAGAUUGGCAAGUUAAUAGUAAGCGGUCAUGUAAAGAAGAUAGACAACUUCGAAGCGGGAAAGUCAAGAGAGAGUUGGUACGUACCGCACCACAAGGUCCGACACAAUGGCAAAGACAGAGUAGUCUUUAAUUGCAGUUUCCAGGUCGGCAAACAGUGUCUAAAUCGGUACCUCCUUCCCGGCCCCACCCUUGGGCCAUCACUCCUAGGAGUCCUUGUGCGCUUCCGGCAGGACAGAGUGGCAAUCAGUGGGGACAUUAAGGGAAUGUUCCACCAGAUCCACCUUCUGGAAGAGGAUAAACCCUUACUGAGGUUCCUGUGGAGGGAUGACCCAAGUGACGAACACCCUUCUAUCUAUCAAUGGGAGGUACUACCAUUUGGUACUACCUGCAGCCCCUGCUGUGCGAUCUUCGCACUGCAGAAGCAUGUCACAGACGACCCAGAGGCAGGAGAAGACAUCCGCCACAGUAUUGAACGCUGUUUUUAUGUAGACAACUGUCUACAGAGUGUCCCCACUGAGCAUGAGGCCGAAACCAUCCUUAUGAAGCUGAGGACCUUGCUAGCGAAGGGAGGAUUCGACCUGCGUCAGUGGGCAAGUAGCCAUCCUGGGGUGCUCAGUCAGCUUCCCCCUGAAGCCAAAGCCAAGAGCAGCGAGACCUGGAUGGCCCAGAGCCCCGGAGAGGCUCAGGAGAUGACCUUGGGUCUCGUAUGGCACUUCCAAACAGACACCCUGCACUACCGUCACACCCCACCUACGAAGGAGCGCAUCACCAGAAGAAGCAUUUAUAGUACUCUUGCAAGUCAAUACGAUCCACUCGGUUAUAUCCUCCCAUAUACGACUAGAGCCAAGGUGCUGGUGAGAGAGUUGUGGGCAAAGGACCUGGGCUGGGAUGACCCUAUCCCUGAUCACCUCGCUGUCAAGCGGAGCGAGUGGGAAGAAGAACUUUCUCUCCUCGGUGAAGUUACUCUUUCACGCAGCUACUUCCCUCCGACCGUCGACCUGAGAACGAGUAAGAUAGACUUGCAUGUCUUUAGUGACGCCUCCGAGACUGUUUACGGAUCCGUGGUCUAUCUCAGAGCAAUCGACACCGCUGGUGACGUCCACAUAGCCUUCGUCCUAGCCCGCUCUCGGGUAGCCCCUCGUAAGCAGCAGUCCAUCCCACGCCUGGAGCUCUGUGCGGCCCUAGUCGGCGCACAACUCGCUAAGAUGGUAAAGGACGAGCUCACCCUACCGCUGCAGGAGACCAUCCUGUGGUCCGACUCCAUGACUGUGAUUUCCUGGCUUCAAUCCGAAUCCUGCCGCUAUAAAGUGUUCGUCGGAACAAGGGUUUCGGAGAUCCAAGACCUAGUUGGAGUGGAGUGUUGGAGAUAUGUUGACACAGGAAGUAACCCGGCGGAUAUAAUCACUAGAGGUGCUACCCUCGCCACCCUGUCUCAAGCGAACCCUUACAGUUGCGGACCAGACUUUCUUCGGCGGCCCGAGGAAGACUGGCCAUUACCACCAUCCAUCGCUGAGAACCCAGACGAGGCAGAGUUGAAGAGAUCACCGUUUUGUGGAUUAUGUCAGGUCCCACCUGCAGAUGGCCCCUGCCUUGAUGACAGUCCUACACUCGAGCAUCUGCAGAGGGCGACUUUUCUUUGGCACCACCCAGACCUCCCGGCCACUACAGACCUAAGUGCAGCAGAUUAUGUGGAAGCAGAACUAUUAGUCCUGAAGAGAGCCCAGCGAGAUUCCUUCCCUGAGGACCUGGAGUGCUUGACCGCUGGGAAGCCCGUCCCAUCAGAUAGCAGACUCUUGAGAUUAGCCCCGGAACUUGAUUCUGAAGGUCUGAUCCGAGUGGGAGGUCGGUUACGACGUGCCAUGAACCUAUCAGAAGACAUUAAACAUCCCAUUGUGUUGGGAACCAAACACAAAGUGACAGAGUUAAUCAUUCAGAAGUACGACCAAGCAGUGUGCCAUGCAGGGGCAGAGAGAGUUUUCGCCGAGAUACGACGACGCUACUGGAUACUGCAGGGAAGAGAAGCCGUACGUCGAUUCCAGCGAGCUUGCACCGCCUGCCAGAAAUGGAGAGCCCAGCCCGCCAUACCCAAGAUGGCCGAUUUGCCACCUUCAAGAUUGAGGAUAGGAGAGAGGGCGUUCCACACAACUGGAGUAGACUGUUUUGGUCCAUUCUUAGUCAAGAGAGGGAGGGGGACUGAGAAGCGCUGGGGAAUCGUGUACAAAUGCAUGACCACAAGAUCCGUACACAUUGAGUUGCUACAGUCUAUGACUACAGAUUCCUUCUUAAUGUCCUUCAGGAGAUUUCAAGCUAGGAGAGGGAACCCUGCCGUGCUGUUGUCAGACCAGGGGACCAAUUUCAAGGGAGGAGAGUCUGAGCUACGUGAGAGCUUUGAGGCCAUGUCAGAAGAACUGAAGUCCCGUUUAGCUCCAGCUCAAGUCCACUUCCAGUUUAACCCCCCAAAUGCACCUCACUUUGGGGGCACAUGGGAGAGAGAAGUGAGGUCUAUUAAGACCGCCUUGUACACCGUGUUGGGAGCACAGUCCAUUUCUGAUGAUGUCUUGGCGACUGUUUUGACUGAGAUAGAGGGAGUGUUGAAUUCCAAACCUCUCGGGUACGUAUCCACGGACGUCACUGAUGUGGACCCUGUGACUCCAAACUACCUCCUUAUGGGGCGGCUGGACCCUGCUCUCCCCCAGACCGUGUACCAUCAAGAUGAGAUGAGAGGAAGAAGGAUGUGGAGACACAGUCAGGUUUUAGCUGAUCAGUUCUGGUCCCAUUUCCUCCUAUACUAUCUCCCCUCCCUCCAAGCCCGACAGAAAUGGGUGAGAGAUAAGGACAAUCUAACCGAAGGCACAGUCGUGAUGAUCGUUGAUCAGUCUCUACCAAGAGCUAUCUGGCCUGUAGGGCGAGUGAGCAGAGUCAUCGUCGGAUCUGAUGGGAAAGUUAGAGCGGCAGAUGUUACUGUCCAGGGACGGACCUACACCAGGCCGGUCACGAGACUCAUAGAGCUCCCUGCUUUCCCUGACGCCAAUACAGAUGACCCACCCCUGAUCUCGCCCCCGUAACUUCAUCCUGCUAGAUAGUCAACCUAUUAUAGUUUAACUUACCGUAUUUGAUUUAACUCUGAGCCUUCUGAUUUGAGUGAUAGCUAAUUACGCAUAGCGAAUUAGGGGGCGGCUGUAUUGAAGACUCAGAAGUGGCUAGAAGAUUAGUUUUAUAGUUUUACUUUAAGAACCCCUCUAAGCAGUAACAUAGGCUUCCCACUGCUCCCUGCCCAGUUAAGCCCUCUUUCUUCUUUACUUCUGGUUUGUUAUUUGAGAUCCUGUUUAUUAUUGUUACUGCAGCGAUGUACAGUUGUUAUUGUUGUUGUUGUGCCCGAUGUCAUUCAUACAGCGGAGAUAUACGUCCUUUCAGUGUUGCUGUAAUUAGGCUGAUAUGUUUGUAUCAGUGCGCGUGUGAUUUGGUGCGAGUGUGUGUGUCAGCUGGGAGAGUGAGAGGAGAAAGUUUGAGAAGAGGAGACGAUCGGAGCAGCUUCGUGUAUCCAACAGAUUCAUUCAUUCUUUCGGUGAAGUUUUGUGGGAUUAAUAACCCGCACAACAAGUUGUUUUUAAUCCUGUGAAGAUUGUACCUGAAGAGGAACAAACAGACUUUGAACUGAAGUUAGAUCGCCGAUUAAUGUUAGCUCUCGUUUUCCCGACAGUGGCUAGCUAGGUCUCGCUAGCGGCGUCAUUGUCCUUCGUAUCCCAGCAAGCAUUAACUGGCCCCAGCUUAAGGACUUUAGUUCACCCCCUCCUCCUCUGGACCACAUCUUCACCCCCUCCCCUCUUCACCCGAGAACAGCUCCCAUUCAUCUCCCGUGGACACCUGAGCACAUAAUCCCUCAACAUCGGGACCUCUCCACAGACCUCCAUCCUGGCUGCAUCAGAAUCCUCACGUCCUCCUUUGAGCUCCAACCCCGGGCAACAUUGGUACCAUUAGGUUUAGUAUUAAGUAGGACUUAGUAUAGUUAGACAGGACAUAUUUUAGUGUAAGUUUUAGUGAGUCAAUUGUGCAUAAUUUUGUUUGUGGUGUAAUAAAUGUUUAUGUUGUUCCCUUUAUAUCCUUGUCCCUCCCCUGUUAUUUAGUGAGAGUCCACAGCAUCUUUGUCCAUAGUAAGGGACGCCAGGGAGCGGUGGCUAGCGCCCUACUGUACCUUACAGUUCUCAGUUAAAUUGUGGUCCUACGCUACAACUCAGUUCAUCGGCAUCAAGAACAAUAAGUUCAGCAUAGUCACUGUCUUCUACUUCAAAUGACCUAUAAUGCUCAGAAAGAAAGAAAGAAAUGAAAAGUACAUGUAGCUGCGGCGGCCGCCGCCAUUUUCCCCUGUACAGUUGUCACGUACACUGAGAUUGACAUAGUUAACGGCCUUUUAACUUAUCGACCAUACGUUACGAGGUUUCCAUAUGAACUUAAAUACAUCUGAAGUCACAGAAAAACAUUUAUAACCAACCUGGAAACACAGAAGAGUGAUAAGUGCAACAGGACCACGACUGCUCAUUCUCCAAGUCCAACGGAUUAUGAGCUUCCCUUCCUCGUUGCGCUGUGGAGAGUCCCUGUGGCGCUGCCGGUAGUGCUGCUACCCUGUGUCCGUUUCUGGUAUUACAAAUCAUUGUGUUUCUCUUUCUUGUUCUCGUUUAGCCGGAUAAAAUAAUAAGAUAAGAGGAUACCAUAGCAAUAAACCAAAAAGUGACUUCAGAGGAGAUAAAACAAUAAUAAUAACUCUACAAAAACACUUUUGUGAGUAUCACACUACUUUGUUGUGCAAACAACAAAUUGCAAAUUCUGCUAAUUUAGAAUUAUAUAUUAUUGAGGUGCACAUUGUUGGUCUGACUUACUAGUUAAAAAGUUUAUUUUAAUUUUCAUGUUCACCCAAUUAAGAAUACAAACUCUUGUGAAUAGAUUGUCGUUUUUUUUAACAGUGUGGAUAUGACCACCAUGAUAUCCUCAUUUAAGCAGCCUGACACCAGCCACCCCACCCCCCCACUUCCUCAAACCACAUCCACCUGCAAAUCCCAGAACCCCAUCACAUCUAACAGAAGAACUGUCAAACCAAUGGCUACCAAUUCUAACACGCCUUGGCGCUCCAAACCCACCUUACCCCCCAUCAAAAAAGGUCAUGCCCACUAA
Molecule: messenger RNA, 8134 nt
Organism: Xyrichtys novacula (pearly razorfish)
Lineage: Eukaryota; Metazoa; Chordata; Actinopteri; Labriformes; Labridae
Source: the annotation of a GenBank genome assembly